Messenger RNA from Contarinia nasturtii (swede midge), 1371 nucleotides. RefSeq names its product pre-mRNA-splicing factor CWC22 homolog. The coding region runs from base 19 to 1227 and encodes 402 amino acids. The transcript is spliced from 25 exons. The record is from RefSeq and is a predicted model, not a curated record. NCBI's taxonomy places the organism in Eukaryota, Metazoa, Arthropoda, Insecta, Diptera, Cecidomyiidae.
UUCAUUCACAGUACAAUAAUGAAGCUCCUACUGACUGUGAUUUUUGUGACAAUUUCACUCCUGGCCAUCGCAGAAGCAAAUAGUGGUGGGCCAAAUCAUGAACCAGCUCAUGCACAGGGACACAAGCAACAUGAUAAACAUGGCAAAAAACAUACAACCACAAUACUCGUGAUUGAUAGAGGUCAUUCAAAGUCAUCAAGCUCUUCGAGUUCGUCCAGCUCUUCGAGUUCGUCCAGCUCUUCCAGCUCUUCGAGUUCUUCCAGCUCUUCGAGUUCGUCAGACAAAAAACAUAAGGUAAAAGCAAGUACCAAGGUGAAAGAGACUGAUGUAAAGAAGAAAGAAGAGGUCAAAGUUAGCGCAAAACCUAAUGUAACGGAAAAGAAGAAGGAAGUUGAGAAAAAAGACAAAAAGGAAGUCGUUCACGAUACUGCAAAGGCAACUACUACGGUACAGAAGGAAAGUGCAAAAGUAGAAGAAGUUAAGAAAAAAGACAAAAAGGAAGACGCUCAUGCACAUGCAUCUGUGAAGAUUGUUGGAAAUGAACAGAAAGUGGAGAAGACGGAAGUGGGGAAAACAGAGGAAAAGACAGAAGUAAAUGACAGUGCACACGCAUCUGAAAAGGAUGUAGUUAAAGUUGACAAACAUGUGAAGAAGGAGAAGGAAGUUGAGAAAAAAGUUCACAAAGACACUCAUGCAAAUACUCCUACAAAGAUUAUUCUAAUAGAUGCACAUCAUAGCAAAAAGGACAAGAAAACGAAAGAAGUUGAGAAAAAGGACAAACACGUUCAUGAAAAUGUAUCUAAAAAAGUGAUUGUAAUAAAGACGGGAAAAGACAAUGAUCAUAAGAACAAAAAUAAAGUUGACAACAAACACAAACAUGAAGACACCCAUGCAAAGGUUAUUAUACAUGUGGGAAAAGACACGAAGAAAGAUUCAAGUUCGUCGAGCUCUUCCAGCUGUUCCAGUUCGUCAGACGAUAAACAUAAGGAUGAGCAUGUGACAAAAUCAAUAAUCAUCAAUCAAUCAUUCGACACCCCAGGUUCAACAUCAUAUUGCCGCCGUAAUCGCUACAGCUAUGAACCUUAUUGUGAGGAUGACAAAGUUCAUUGUAAUUGCCAAUGCAAAUGUCCGUACGAUCCAAGCUUGCCGGAUUGUGAAGACCUGUAUGGAGACAAAUAUCCGGGAUUAUCAUCCCCGUUUGAACACUCCUGGCCGUCGAUGUACUAAGCAUUUUGGCUGGCACACAAAACCCUGGAAAUAGCUUUUAUUUUUAUAUAUUUUUCUUAUAUAUUUUUUUACUAACACACUGUCGCAUAUUCUAUAAUUUAAGAUACAAACCAAAUAUAACGCUUAAAUGCGAGUAUAAUGGAA